UCAUUGUACACCCAUAUUCUUUACUAUUCCUUAAUACGUCGUUCCUCUCCACCUCGCCCCGCCCGCCCGAUUCCCGCACCACGCGCUGAUUCCUCAAAACAACGUAUCAAUCAAUCUCAUUACAAAACGACCUGGCCGUAAUUAGCUCCUCUCCGGUCAGUCUGUGAUUCCUCCCGCUUCACCCCGACACCCCAAGUCCCAACCUGCUCGAUCCCCUUCCCGACACCCCAACCUGCUCCAUCCCGCCGCCGCUGCCCCUUCUCCGGACAUCGCCGCAAGCGCGCCUGCCGAGAUCCGCUGCUGAAUCGCCCCUGUGCCGACUCGUCUGGCGUGGUGAUGACGGCGCCGCCCGCAAGCAAUGGAACCGCGGUGGUGGUGGGCGCCGGGUGAAUUGAAACGGGGGCGAAGGCGGCGGCAGCGACUUCUACUCCACCUUGUUUUCUCCGCUCCCCAAUCCCACGCCCGAGACCAUACGCGCGUGAAGGCUUCGUCGGCGCCACCCUCUGCCUGGAGGUGCUCCGCAGCGGCGCCCAGGAGGUCCGGUUCCUCAACCUUCGCGCCUCCUCCUCCUGGUCCUAGCAGCUCCUCGACGCCGGCGUCCGCUUCUUCCAAGGUCACUUUCCCCUCUCGCCCAAAUUGGCAUGGCCUGCUUCAGUAUAACUGUACCUCCCAAAUGUAGUUCAGCUAAUGCCUGGAGCUGAAUCAUGAUUUGGUUGGAGCAUAGGAUUUAUUAAUUUCACUACAGUGCAGAGGUUGGGAUGAGCUAAGAUUUUGGUGAUCAAUUCCGUGAGGCAAUAAAUGCAUUUCUAGCACCAAAAUGUCAAUGACCUGAUGUAGAAAAGUUUGGCAUAAUUUUCUUACAGAAGGUAUUUUCAAUUUCAGUUCAUUUUUUUAGAAGGUUCUCGAUCAUUUCAUGGAGAAGGUAUUUUCAAUUUAAAUAUCAGUUCAUUUGAAUGCAAGGAUGAGCUACUCCAGAUUUUGUGAGUGAGAGUGUAAUGGGUAGUUUAUUACUGUAGUUAGUUAGCUGUUACCAGUUCUUGAUAUUUCUGUAAGAGCAUGUACAAUGCAAGGUGCUAAGACAGGUGCUUACGAAAAUAAACCAAGCACUUUUUUAAGCACCAGUGCUUAUUUGUAUAGAGGAGGUGCCAAGUUAGGCAUCUGCUUAGUCUAAAUAAGCAUCAGUGCUUAACAAAAACCGGUUAAUUUUUCUAAGCACCCACCUAGGCAUCUUGCAUUGUACAUGCUCUAAUGAUCUAGAAAAACAUUUCUUAGAUGGUCUUCAAAGGUAAUUUUAGAUGAAGGACAGAGAUGGAUCACAUAAUUGUUAUACUUUCUUUUUUUUGCAGGAACAAGUUCUGGCCAAUUUCUUAGGUGACCUUCAAAAGGAAAGAUGGGUACUGCACUGGAAGAGGCCUUCAGGUGACAUGGUGUUGUAGUUAUUUGUACAUGCACUUCGUGCAUUCCCUAACUGAUCAGACCGGUGGGCGUGCACGGUGAGGCAGCUUAAACUCCUCCCUUUGUUUUCCUCCAUUAGUCCAUUGUCUUACUUCGUUGAGGACAUCAGAAUUUUUUAGUGGUAUCUGACUUACUGGAAUCUUUGAGAAAAGUUAUUAUAUGGUAUUACAAAUAGAAGACCUGAUUUUUUUUUCAAAUGACCGUAUGAAUCUUUCUUCAUUUUUAGUUCUUUGUAGAUUCAGAAUACUUCUAGCAUCGGUGUUUUGCUCCCCACGCCCAGUUACUGUGACAUCUGAACAUGUCACAUCUGAGUAUUGUGUGCUUUUCAAUUGACGAAUUUCAUUCCCCCGCAAUGGAAUUAGGUGUCACUUUUGGUUUUUACUUGGAAUCUGCGCCAAAUCAGUUUGUGUGCCUGCUAUCUAAAGCCUAUUAUUUUCUCCCAUAUCUUGUAUGCCAGUUUCUACUAGAAGGCAACCUUACAUAGUUACAUACAAGGAAGCAUAGUAAAAGGUAUACAUGUUGCUGUAUUGUUUCCUACCUACAGAUUAUAUCAUUGUUUGUCGAUUUUUUUUUGGUACAUAUACUAAUAGUCCUCAUUUGAUAAAGGAAUGUGAUGGAAUAACACUUUGUUGUCGAUGUGUGAAAAAUAAUAUUCCAAAUGAUUCUGUAAUUGUGAUAUCUUUUAUUUCGGCCUGUAUUAUUGAUGCCUCAGUGGAAGAGCACAUUGUUUUUGUUAUUGUUUAAAUCAUGAUACACAGAUGCAGCUAGUACCCAAGCUAAUGUUGAAUGCUUAAAAACAAGCAAAUGUUCUCGUGUUCAUGUAUUCUUAGUACUGUAUAUAUCCUUUUGGUUUUUGCACUUGUGAAUUUUCUGUUUAAUGCCAGAUAACUUCUUUUUGUUGUGAACGGAAUCAAAAGUAUGUGUUUCAAUCGAUAUAGAUCCAAGAGAGCUACUGAGAUGCACCAUGAUCAAAAGGAGGGAGAGAGCAAGUGAAAGACCAAGGAGAGUAAAAGAAUAGGGUUGGGUGGAGAAAUUAAGAUACAUGCGACCAGGGUUGGGUGGAGAAAUCAAGAUGCUUGAUGGGAAGAGAAAGAAUAGGAUCGAUGCACAGUGAUCACGAGAAAGGAUUAACUGUUAGAAAUAAACUGGUUUUGACACAUUUAAUAGCGAGUGACAGAGCAUUGUGCUUAAUUUGUCACAUAUUGAUGAAAUACAAUAAUGCAUCAUGCCAUUUUCUGGUUCGGUAGCAACCCACGGGCAUUUCAGCUAUUACACAGUCAAGUCAGACUAGGUUUAUUACCGGACCAAAUGGGGGUCAAACCUCGGUAAUAAGUCGGAGUGUUUGAUUUGUUGGUACCCGGAGCAUAUCCCUCGAUAGUUGGAGCCAACAAUAUCGCGCUUGAUUCUGCGACCGACCUCCUUCGGUAACCAAGAUGGUCCAGUUUCCAUAAACUGAGAGUCUGUGAAAGUUUCAGAACAUUUUCAGGCUGAUUUCUGGCUUUUGUAUUUAAAUCUAAUAAACUCUGCGGGAGGGAUCAAUUAUACCAAAAUUAAGCUCCUUUUUCUUCCCGGUUUCUUCCCUGAUGAAGUUUUAAACGUUGACCAUGGACAACUCUAGGCUUACUAGUACUCUGACCCUGUCCUUCCUAUUUAGAAACAAGUUUAACGGCAAAUCGUUGACAUAUACCUUACCCUGUACAAGUGUACAACCUCUUGUCUAUUUUUCUUGAAGGCUAGCACUCUAGCUAAGUUAAUUGACAACCACAAAGUGGGCACAACACUUGUCAGCGAAGGCACGGUCAUCUCUCCGGAAGACAUGUCAAACCAUGCAUGCAGGGAGGCGAGUCCUCUACCGUCCACACCGCCAAAACACACGGCGAAAGACCGGUAUAUAACUCCAUGCAGAGCCCCACCAUUCGUCCAUAACACGGGACGGGAGUGAAACAAAACACCAAGAAAUAAUCAGCUAGCUAGCUGCAUACAUGUCCGCGACCAUGGCCGGCUCCCUCGCUCCCCUCGUCCUCCUCUUCCUCCUGGUCUCCACGGCGGCCCCCGGCGCCGUCCGGGGCAGCCCCUACAGCGACAACCUCCAGGACGCGUGCAACAAGACGCUGUUCCCCAAGGUGUGCAUCCAGUCGCUGACGACGAACCCGGAGACGCGGACGGCGGACGCGCGGAGGCUGGCGGAGCUGUCCGUGUACGUGGCCAAGGAGGUCGGCACGACGGUCGCCGCGUUCGCGCACCACGAGCUCAGCGGCGUCAAGGACCAGGACGUGCUGUUCAAGUGCCUGGACAGCUGCUCCGACGACAUCGAGGAGGCCGUGGCGCACCUGAGCGCGCUCACCAGGGAGCUCACGGACGCCAAGUUCCUGGAGGUCAAGUCGUGGCUGUCGGCCACUCUGGGCGGCUCCUCCACCUGCGAGGAGAGCUGCAAGGACGCGCCCAUCAGCGAGCUCAAGAACGCCGUCGUCACCAAGAGCCUCGAGUUCGAGAAGCUGCUCCGCGUCACGCUCGACCUCAUCACCGAGGCGUCCGGGUCCAUGUCGGCCGACGUCGCCGUGCCCCCCACGGCAUGGGCGCCCGGUGGCUCCUACGGCUCCGCUGCCAGUGCCCCGGGUGGGUCCUACGGCUCGGCCGGAGCGCCUGAGUCCUACGAAGCCGGAUCCUCCUCCGGCAGCAGCGCAUCACCGUCCUCUUCUGGCAGCGCUGCGGCGCCAUCGUACGGCGACAGCCAGCCGGCCAGUAGCUCCGAGGCGCCGUCCACCUCUGGCGGCUCUGACGCGGCGGCGCCCUCGACUGGCGACAGCCAGCCGAGCUCUGACGCGGCAGCGCCAUCGACCGGCAAGAGCGCGCCCAGCUCCGAGGCGCCGUCCGCUGGCUCUGACGCGGCAGCGCCCUCGACCGGCGACAGCGCGCCCAGCUCUGAUGCGGCAGCGCCAUCGACCGCGCCAUCCUCUGACGCGGCAGCGCCAUCGUACGGCGACAGCCAGCCGAGCGCCGAGGCACCGACCUCUGGCUCCGACGCGGCAGCGCCCUCCGAUGCGCCGUCGACCUCUGAAGCGCCGGCGCCCUCGUCUGGCGACGCCAGCGGGCCGGCUGCUGACGCGCCGGCACCGUAUUGAUCGAACGCCGAUCGACGCGCCGUCUACCGGUGACGCGAUGCCAAAGUCCCCCAAGCUAGGCCGUCGACUAAUACCCAAAGACCCGCGUAGUAGUGCGCACGGCCGGUUUCCAACACCAGUCCCCAGUACGGCCGGUAGUAUGGGACCCAUUGCCUAGGCUAAAGAUUCCCAAAGUUUUCCUUUAACUCGAUCAAUUCCGAAAGUUUUUUUUAAUUAACCGAAAGUUUUUUUUUUCGUUCUUUCUAUCGCAUCUUUCUUUUCUUGAUUCAUGAUUAUUCAAUAUACCCUAUUGAAUAACCAGUCGUAGUAUUGAAGAUUGUAUGGGCCGUUAAACCCGGAGUGGAAAGCCUUUGAUCAUGUGAGUGGCCGUUUUUUUGAACAGAACGGCAUGUGAGUGGCCGUUGAUCAGCUUCGGCCCUCACUUGGAUGGUCUAUUGUAAUAGUGGUUUUCUUUUAUUUGCAAAUGUAGUUUUCUUAAAUCAGAACAUGUUAGGGUAUGCAUCGUAAGGGCAAUGCACUAAUCUUCUGUAAUGAUUUCUUUUUUUUACAAUGGAGAUGACCAUGACUAUAUCUUUGCACAAUUUUGGUCA
This is a messenger RNA of Brachypodium distachyon (stiff brome), 5167 nucleotides long. RefSeq names its product probable endo-1,3(4)-beta-glucanase An02g00850. The coding region runs from base 3438 to 4577 and encodes 379 amino acids. The record is from RefSeq and is a predicted model, not a curated record. The transcript has 3 exons. Gene Ontology annotation, biological process: negative regulation of catalytic activity. NCBI's taxonomy places the organism in Eukaryota, Viridiplantae, Streptophyta, Magnoliopsida, Poales, Poaceae. Gene Ontology annotation, molecular function: enzyme inhibitor activity.